Messenger RNA from Cooperia oncophora, 111 nucleotides. NCBI's taxonomy places the organism in Eukaryota, Metazoa, Nematoda, Chromadorea, Rhabditida, Trichostrongylidae. The record is from the annotation of a GenBank genome assembly.
AUGGAGCUGGACGAUCUGCCAAAGGAGAAGCUGAAAGAGCUGAUUUGGCAAGAGGCUGAACUACAUCACACUCGUAUGCAAGAAGAAGCCGCCAAAGCUGCUGUACAAUAA